Messenger RNA from Mercenaria mercenaria, 5728 nucleotides. Its product is annotated as ATP-binding cassette sub-family C member 5-like. NCBI's taxonomy places the organism in Eukaryota, Metazoa, Mollusca, Bivalvia, Venerida, Veneridae. Gene Ontology annotation, biological process: transmembrane transport. Gene Ontology annotation, molecular function: ABC-type transporter activity; ATP binding; ATP hydrolysis activity. The transcript has 33 exons. Gene Ontology annotation, cellular component: membrane. The record is from RefSeq and is a predicted model, not a curated record. The coding region runs from base 187 to 4701 and encodes 1504 amino acids.
UUUGGGAUGGACCUCAAGUGGGGAUAUUUGCAUUAUUUUACUGGGAUAACAUUUCAUUUUAAAUUACUUUGUUAACAUCGUCACAUUGUAAAAUUAGAUCCUGUAUGGAAAAGGAGUUACGGUUGUUAACUUUAGGCAUAUCAGUUAAAGAUGACUUGAACUUGUUAAAGAUGUGAACUAAUAAAGAUGGCUUCCCGAGACACUGACACAAAAACCCUGCUUGAAAAAGCAGAAAAAGACACAGAUGAUUCCAUGGCAACAGAAAAGGUCAAGGACACAAACCAUGACUCAAAUGAGAAAGACUUGGCUAAUGACAAUGAUGAUGUAGAAAUUAAAGAUGUAAAAUUGACAAUGAAGGACCAUGACACUGAAGCUGUUACCAUGGCAACAAAGGAAGAAUCAGCUGAUGAGAAGACAGGUUUGAUUGAUAGUGAUAGCAGUAGUAGUGAUUCUGAUGAUGAAGGCAGUAAGAGAGAUGUUGCCAUGGCAACAGAAAGCAAUUUGGAUUACAGGAUAGACAAUUUGACAAAAAGUGUGUUGCGGCUUGAAGCAGGUGGAGAUUUAUUACCAGACAGUUCUGUUCACCGGAAGGAAUUCAAACGGUACAGAAAGUCCAUGAAAGGCGCAAUACCAGUUAGAUUUGAGAAAACUGCAAAAGAUGAGUUCCCGAUGGAAAGAGCUGGAUGUUUAUCUUUGAUGACCUUCAGUUGGCAGACGUCUAUGAUGUGGAAAAUUUAUCGUAAAGGAGUUGAUACAAUUAAAGAUAUGGUUAUUGGAGAUGAUGACAAAGCUAAUCCUAAUACAGAAAGGCUGGAACGACUGUGGAAGGAGGAAGUUGCCAAAAGAGGUCCAAAGAAAGCCUCAUUUUUCAGGGCUGUGUUCCGAUUUGCAGCAACCCGAGAAAUACUGACAAUCAUAUCCUUGCUUAUAUCUUUUGCGUUCUCAUUUUCAACACCCGCCUUUGUUCUCCACCGGUUGUUGUCCUACCUAAAUUCUGGUGAUGUGGAUCUCUGGGUCGGUAUCGCACUGGUUGUAGCUAUCAGUUGUACAGAGUUAGGCAGAUCACUCUUCUUUGGCCUGUCAUGGCAGAUAAACUAUAAAGCAGGUAUACGGGCGAAAGCUGGUGCUCAAGGCCUGUUAUUCAGAAAGAUUUUAAAGUUGAGGAGUCUCGAAGAUAAAACUGUUGGAGAGAUUGUGAAUCUGUUGGCCAAUGACAGCCAAAGGAUUUUUGAUGCUGUAGUGAUUGGUCUUCUUCUGUUGCCAUGUCCUGUUAUUCUGUUGAUGGGUCUCAUUUACAUGUUGGUUCUCAUUGGUCCAUGGUCUCUGGUUGCCAUAGGAACAUUUGGAGCAAUGUAUCCAGUUAUGUACUUGGUAUCAAAGUUGACCACCUAUUACAGACAGAGGUGUAUAGUCAUCACAGAUAAAAGGGUACGGAUGAUGAAUGAGUUGCUGACAUGUAUCAAGCUGAUCAAAAUGUAUGCCUGGGAAAAAUCCUUCGCUAAAACAAUAUCAGGAAUACGUGCAGAAGAGAGGGCAAUUUUAGAGAAAGGAGCCUAUGUUCAAAGCAUCAGUACAGCUGCAGCUCCUUUAGUACCGGUAAUGGCAGCAGUGUUCACGUUCCUCGGAUACAUUUUAACAGGAAAUGAACUUACUGCAGUUGAGGCAUUUACUAUCAUAGCCGUGCUGAAUUCUAUGAGAUUUACUGUUGGGGUUGUGCCAUUUGCUGUGAAAGCCCUGGCAGAUGCCGCAGUCUCCUUCAAGAGAUACAAGAGUAUAUUGUUAAUGGAUGAGAUAAAACCACACCCAUGGCAGGUAUUCAAUGAAAAAUAUGCUCUGGUUCUUAACCAUACAACCUUCAGAUGGGAGAAAGAAUCCUUGGCAGAUAAGAAGGAGAAAGAGAAAAACAAAGAUAAAGGAAAAGGAUCAAAGACAAAAGCGAGCAAUGGUUUGAUAGGACAUGAAGAACUGCAGACAUUGAAGGACUCAGAUCAUACCAAUGGCGAUGUAGCCUUUGUGGACACACCAACACUGCAGGAUUUAACUUUUGUAGCAGAGAAGGGCAAACUGAUAGGUAUCUGUGGAAGUGUAGGAAGUGGGAAAUCAUCGUUACUGUCUGCUGUUCUGGGCAGGAUGCUGCAUAUAUCUGGGAAAGUUGCUGUACAAGGUUCACUUGCCUAUGUUACCCAGCAAGCUUGGGUGAUGAACACUACAGUAAGAGAAAACAUCCUGUUUGGAGAACCAUAUGAUCCAGACAGGUAUGCAGCAGUGGUAGAAUCCUGUGCCUUACUGCAAGAUUUCUCAGAUUUUGUUGAUGGUGAUCAAAUAGAGAUAGGAGAGAGAGGAAUCAAUCUUAGUGGAGGACAGAAACAAAGGAUCAGCUUGGCACGUGCAGUCUACAGUAACAAAGAUAUUUACUUAUUGGACGACCCUCUCUCAGCUGUAGAUAUACAUAUAGGCAGUCACAUCUUCUCAGAAUGUAUCUUGAAACAACUGAAAGGGAAAACAGUGUUGUUUGUUACGCAUCAACUUCAGUAUUUGAGUAACUGUGACCAGGUGAUAUUUAUGCGAGAUGGUAUGAUUACAGACACUGGUACACACAGCGAGUUGAUGAAAGAUGACACAGAGUAUUCCAGUCUUAUAAAGAUGUUCUACACACAGGAGAAAGAAAAGGAAGUCAGUUUAGACAGUUUAGGAGGAGGAUCAAAAUCUCUGCACAAACAGUUUUCCGUUGAUCGCCCAGCUUAUUUCAGACAAAGGACUAUCUCGUCCUGCUCCCAGGGUUCUCAGGAGGCAAAGAAAGACCUGCUACGUCAGAAGAGUGUUAUGUCAAAUAAAACAGUGAAUGCAGAUGAAGAACAGAAACCAAAAGGUGGCAAGUUGAUUGUUGCUGAGGAGAAGAAAGAAGGAAAAGUUGGUUGGCCGGUGUACAGGACAUAUAUAAAGGCUGCUGGUGGUUAUAUUGCAUCAGCAUUUGUCAUACUAACAUUUAUCUUGGCAAUUGGGUCACAGUCGUUUGCCAGCUGGUGGUUGUCCUACUGGUUAAAUCAAGGAAGUGGGAACACUACAGUUACAGUAGGAAAUGAAACAUUUAUCAGUGAUAAUAUCUCGGAUCAUCCAAACCUCAGGUUUUACACAACAGUGUAUGGUUCAAGUGUUGUUGUUAUGAUUGUAUUGACAGUGCUGAGAGCUUUUGUUUUCAUGAAGGCAACACUGCGAGCUUCAAGUACUAUGCACAAUGAUAUCUUCAGGAAAAUGAUGGCCUCACCGAUGCAGUUUUUUGAUACAACACCGGUUGGAAGAAUCGUCAACAGAUUCUCCUCAGAUCUUGAUGAAAUUGAUGUACGUUUACCCAGCCUCAGUGAGAUGUUUCUACAGAAUACGUUGAUGAUCUUGUUUGCUCUCGGAAUGAUAGCAUAUGUGUCACCAUGGUUUCUGAUUGCACUUGUGCCCAUGGUUUUAUGUUUCCUGGCUUUAAAUAUCAUUUUUACUUCGGGGGUACGGGAAUUAAUGCGUAUGAAUGCGAUAACAAAGUCCCCACUGAUAAGCCACGUCACUGCAACAGUUCAGGGUAUAAGCACCGUUCAUGCUUACGGGAAAAGUGAUCAGUUCAUUGAAAAAUUUAAUAAGCUGUUAGACAAAAAUUCUUUAUAUUUCUACUUGUUUGUGUGUUCCAAUCGUUGGCUCUCAUUUCGUCUGGACCUAAUGAGCAGUCUGGUUGUGGGUAUCACAGGUCUAUGUAUAGUUCUCACAUACGACAGUCUUAAUCCAGCUCUCGCAGGAUUGGCAUAUACAUUUGCUAUUCAGAUGACGGGGCUUUUCCAGUUUACAAUUCAGUUGGCUAUAGAAAGUGAAUCAAAAUUUGUGGCAGUUCAAAGACUUCAGCAUUACUCAGAGGAUGUAGAAACUGAGGCACCAGCAAUAAUCAAAGACAAGAGACCCCCAGCUGACUGGCCAAAAUCAGGGGAGAUAAAAUUUGAAAAAUACAAGAUGAAAUACAGAGAUAAUCUCCCUUUGGCAUUGAAAGAAGUUGGUUUUACAGUCAGGCCAAAAGAGAAAAUAGGAAUUGUGGGCAGAUCAGGGUCUGGGAAGUCAUCUUUAGGUGUAGCUUUAUUCCGAUUGGUUGAACCAGCCUCGGGGACUAUAUAUAUUGACAGUGUAGAUAUAACAAAGAUAGGGCUAGAGGAUUUGAGGUCUAGAUUGGCCAUCAUUCCACAAGAUCCAGUGCUCUUUGUGGGAACAGUAAGGUAUAAUUUAGAUCCAUUUUCAAGACACAAAGACAGUGAACUUUGGGAAGCAUUAGAAAAAUGUCAUGUUAAAGAAACUAUUUCAUCUUUAGAGUUAAAAUUAGACCAUAUGGUUGUGGAGAAUGGUGAGAAUUUUUCUGUAGGAGAAAGGCAGCUGCUUUGUAUGGCUAGAGCUCUUCUAAGGAAUAGUAAGAUUUUGAUGCUUGAUGAAGCGACUGCUGCCAUUGAUACAGAGACAGAUUCUCUUGUACAAAAAACAAUCAAGGAAGCUUUUGCUGAUUGUACCAUGUUAAUUAUAGCACAUAGACUUAAUACAGUACUGGGAUGUGAUAGAAUUCUUGUUAUGGAAGAGGGAAAAGUUGUUGAGUAUGGGAGACCAAAGGACUUAAUGGCUAGUGAUAAAUCUAAGUUUAAAGCUAUGCUAGAAGCUGCAGAAAAACAGCAGGAACAGAUAUAAUGUUAUACCGGUGUAAAAUAUGCAACUAUAGGGCAUUGUAUAGGAUUCUGUGUGAAACAGACAAGUUUCUCAUGAGGCAGGUGUUUGUCUUGAUCCAACAGGAUGCAGGACUUAGCUUCUAGUUGAAACAGAAGUAGUGUUUGUGGUUUUGUGACUACGGGUCACACGUUUAGAUCUUGCGGAGGACUGAGCAUGGGAUAUGUUGAAUUUUGACAAGAGUUGUGAAAUGUAGAUUAAGAUUUUCUACAGACCAGUUACAGGUGGGAUUUUCAAAUGUUUUUUUUGUUACUGAUGGGGUAAAUUUUCACUGUGUGUGGAAAGGAGAUUUUUUAUUAACUUUGUAGGGAAUGUUCCCAUGACAGAAACCAAAAAAAAAUGUUUGUGUGUUGUAUAAUUUUAUGUGGGUUAUUUUAAGAGAGUCCAUCCAUUAUUAUAAUAUAAUAAGCACGAAAAGCCCAACGGUAGCUGUGCUAUUUAUAGCCAUAUGUUUCUUUAUAAAGUCUUGUGGAUGCCCGAUCAUGAUUCUGAAUCUACAAAAAAACUUUAGCAGUAGAAUCUCAAUUCACAGGUAUAAUGUAUAGCUUUAAUUGUCAUACAUUGAAAAUGCUGUGUUUUUCUAUUACUGUGUUCUGAAUUCCAUAAAACAACUAAACACCUUCACUCUUAACCCUUACCCUGCUGUAUUUCUAUAAUGGACUGGUCCAUCUUUCAAUUUGGACCAUACCAUUUAUUAUUCAAAGGGGUUUGUAAAAUUUACUGACUGAAUAGCGAACAGUGCAGACCAUGAUCAGACUGCACGGAUGCAAAGGCAGAAUCAUCUGCCGCCAGCAGGCUAAGGGUUAAAAUCAGUUCAUAACAGUAUGUUCUGUGAACUAACUUUACAAUAGUAAAGGUUUUCUUGCCAUUCAUGGAAAGUACUACUUACUGAAUAGUAAAGUAAUGAAUGAUUUUAGUAAUUUAUAGUACGUUCCAUAAGUUGAUUGAAUAUUCCUAAAUCUGCAUAUCUGCAAAUAAAUGUGCAAUAGCA